GGCUGCCGGCGGGGGCGCCCAUGCCGCCCCGGCAGCUGAGUAAGGUGGCCUCGCUGCACCAGUUCGGUGGGGGACUCAAGUCCACAUGCGCAGCUGCGUACCAGGGCACUGUGUUUGUGUACGACACCCCCGGCCUGUCGCUCCCCCCCAACUACGACCCCCACGGCCAGCGCCCCAAGGGCAUUUGGAAGGCGCACGAGGGUUCUGCCAUCAGCGCCCUGAGCACCAGCAGUGCGGGCGGGGGGGCGCGGGUGGUGACGGGGGCCAAGGACGGGCAGGUGGUGAUUUGGGACAUGCGGCAGCGCCCCCCCGGCAACAGCUGGUGUGCCCGCGCGCACGGGCAGGCGGUGACGGGGCUGCAGAUCGCCAACGACACCACCCUGGUCACAUCGGGGCUGGAUGGGAAGGUACACAUUUGGGACCUGCGCUCCGCCUCCACCCCCCGCGCCACUGCCGCCCCCGACGGCAGCGCGGUGCUGGGGGCCAAGACAAGUCCGGCGGGGGACUGCGUGGCGGUCUUCACGCAGCGCAACCUGGCCACUGUGGACCUGCUGGCAGGCUCCUCCGCGCCCGUCACCCUGCUGAGCCGCGCGCCCCUGCCGCGCCCGCUGCUGGACGUGUGCUGGAACGCGGCCACGGGAGAGGUGUAUGCGGCUGGACAGGGGGGCACCGUCAGCGUGUACCGACAGACGUAUGCGUGAGGGGGAGGAAAGAAAGGAGAAUACCCAAUGUGUUGAAUAAGAAGGGCAAACCAGACGGAGUAUGCGUGAUGGGAGGGGGCAGGUGGUUUGCAUGUGGGUCGCAAUGAUGAGGUAAAGGCUGGUAAAGAAGUGGAGCGGCCAUGUAUUCCAACGUCCAUUGCUCUACGGAUGACGCAAUGGCGGAAGACACACGUGAAAGGGGGACACAGGAUGGGGCCAUGGAGGCAUGGGGGGAUGGUGGAGAUGAAGAAGAAGGGGGUGAUGUGGGGCCUGAAAGGUGGAAAUCAAGCAGGGAGUUGUCGAGGAACUGGCCGCGAGUGGUAACACACUGAAUUGUCGGAAAUGAUGUCCCCAGGGAGUUGUGUACGUGGGGAGUUGGGGGUGGAGCGGGUCGUUUUGACAUGGCCCUGACGCGUUAGGGAGUGAGGUGGAGAAAGUGUGGGAGGCUGGGUUACAGUGUCC
This is a messenger RNA of Astrephomene gubernaculifera, 1163 nucleotides long. Lineage: Eukaryota; Viridiplantae; Chlorophyta; Chlorophyceae; Chlamydomonadales; Astrephomenaceae. The record is from the annotation of a GenBank genome assembly.